AUGGGCCAGAGGGGUGCUGGGCCAGAGAGGGGGGCUGGGCCAGAGGGGGGUGCUGGGCCAGAGGGGGGUGCUGGGCCAGAGGGGUGCUGGGUCAGAGGGGGUGUUGGGCCAGAGGGGCUGCUGGGCCAGUGUAAGGACGUGGGCCAGAGGGGGUACUGGGCCGAGGGGAGUGCUGGUUGUUCCUAG
This is a messenger RNA of Elephantulus edwardii (Cape elephant shrew), 186 nucleotides long. RefSeq names its product pulmonary surfactant-associated protein D-like. The transcript is spliced from 2 exons. The coding region runs from base 1 to 186 and encodes 61 amino acids. NCBI's taxonomy places the organism in Eukaryota, Metazoa, Chordata, Mammalia, Macroscelidea, Macroscelididae. The record is from RefSeq and is a predicted model, not a curated record.